Messenger RNA from Telopea speciosissima, 2082 nucleotides. RefSeq names its product O-fucosyltransferase 36-like. The record is from RefSeq and is a predicted model, not a curated record. Gene Ontology annotation, molecular function: peptide-O-fucosyltransferase activity. Gene Ontology annotation, biological process: protein O-linked glycosylation via fucose. NCBI's taxonomy places the organism in Eukaryota, Viridiplantae, Streptophyta, Magnoliopsida, Proteales, Proteaceae. Bases 193 to 1908 code for a protein of 571 amino acids. The transcript has 3 exons.
AGAGUUCGUAUAACAGGAGGAGAGUUGCAGAGCUUCUCAUGCUUCACUUCUCAACACCCUAAACAUUUCCCACAAAUUUCAGAUAUUCUCGUGAGCUAAACCCUAAAUGUGGCUUCACUGAAACCACAACUAGCUCAGAUUCUUCUCCAAUUCUGUCUAUCUUGUGGUUCUUGCGUGACAGUUACACAAUAAAUGGAUAGAGAAUCUUCUUCAGACGAAGAAGAGGAUCGACAAAACCUGAUCGAUCCAAACGAAACGAAGCCGAGCAGAUCAAGCUUCGAGAUUGAGGAAUUCAAGAAUAAGAUCUCUCGUCGUUUUAAAAACCUUACUUUCAGUAAAAGGUACCUGCUUUGGAUCUGCCUCCCACUGUUUCUAGUUUUCUUUCUCUUCUCCGUCGAUGUUAGAAGCUUGUUUAGUCGCGUUACGACUGUGAGAGUCGAUUCUACGAGUAGUAGGAUGAGAGAAGCAGAAUUGCAAGCUUUGUAUUUGUUGAGGAAGCAACAAUUGGGGCUUCUUAAUAUGUGGAACCUUACAUCUAAUAAUUCGGUUGUUUAUUCAGAGAAUAAAUCGAACUCUACUUUGGGGUCUGGUUCGAAUUCAACUUCGAACUCAGGAUUGGAAAGGGAGGAUCUUUUGCGGUCAUCAUUGCUGUUUGAUGAUUUCAGAUCUGCAGUGCUUAAGCAGAUUACGUUAAAUAAUGAAAUUCAGCAAGCUUUGUUGUCACCUCACCGUAGUGGGAACUUUUCGGCAUUGGUUGAUGAUAAUGUAAAUCCUGUGUUCGGCGAUUUUCGAUUUGAUAGGUGCCGAACUGUUGACCAAAGAUCAGAGAGGAGGACAAUUGAGUGGAAACCUAAAUCUAAUAAGUAUUUGUUUGCUAUCUGUGUCUCUGGCCAGAUGUCUAACCAUUUGAUUUGUCUAGAAAAACAUAUGUUCUUUGCAGCUUUUCUUGGUCGUACUUUAGUCAUCCCAAGCCCCAAAGUCGAUUACCAGUACAGCCGGGUUAUUGAUAUUGAUCACGUAAAUAAAUGUCUCGGGAGAAAGGUUGUCGUCUCCUUUGAAGAGUUUUCUGAAGCAAAAAAGAAUCACUUGCACAUAGAUAGGUUUGUCUGUUAUGUCUCAUUGCCUCAGCCUUGUUAUGUGGAUGAAGAACAUAUUAAGAAGCUAAAAAAUCUAGGACUCUCUAUGGGUAAGCUGGAGGCUGCCUGGGUUGAGAAUGUCAAGGAGCCAAAAGAAAGAACGGUGGAAGAUGUUAAGGCAAAGUUUUCUUCUAAUGAUGAUGUUCUUGCAAUAGGGGAUGUGUUUUAUUCCAGGGUGGAGCAAGAUUGGUUUAUGCAGCCAGGUGGUCCGCUUGCUCACAACUGCAAGAGUCUAAUUGAGCCAAAUCGACUUAUUAAGCUUACAGCCCAGCGGUUUAUUCAAACUUUCUUGGGAAAGAACUUCAUAGCCCUUCAUUUCCGUCGACAUGGAUAUCUGAAAUUCUGUAAUGCUAAGCAGACAAGUUGCUUUUUCCCAAUUCCUCAAGCAGCAGAUUGCAUUACUCGAGUGUUGGAAAGGGCCAAUGCACCAGUAAUCUAUCUGUCCACAGAUGCAGCUGAAAGUGAAACUGAUCUACUGCAAUCACUUGUCAUGCUGAAUGGUAAAGUUGUACCACUAGUCAAACGGCCAUCUCGCAAUUCUGCUGAGAAAUGGGAUUCCUUGCUCUAUAGACAUGGCCUCGAAGGCGAUUCCCAGGUUGAAGCAAUGCUGGAUAAGACCAUCUGUGCUUUGUCAAGUGUGUUCAUCGGAUCGUCAGGAUCAACAUUCACAGAAGACAUACUCCGGCUUCGAAAAGAUUGGGGAUCAGCUUCUGUCUGUGAUGAGUACCUCUGUCAGGGUGAGCAGCCCAACUUCAUAGCAGAAAAUGAAUGAACCCCUGGACUACCAAUAGUUGCUGAUGAGGCUGCUAUUGAAUUUUGCGGCUUCUUCAUAUCUGUGCUAUUCAAUGAUGACCCACAGCUUUGUUGCUUGUUUUUAUCCUGAUAUUAGUUUGACAUGUAUUUAGUGUAUAAUAGUAUUUGUGUCAAGUAAAAUUUCUAUUUUGUA